Messenger RNA from Daphnia magna, 888 nucleotides. RefSeq lists its product as uncharacterized. Lineage: Eukaryota; Metazoa; Arthropoda; Branchiopoda; Diplostraca; Daphniidae. The coding region runs from base 16 to 786 and encodes 256 amino acids. The transcript is spliced from 2 exons. The record is from RefSeq and is a predicted model, not a curated record.
UAGUUUCCACGAGGGAUGCCGCUUCUACUCCCUAUAAAAACAGACAUUCUGAGUUUAAGGUACAGUGCUUCGUUUGAAAGCGAAGACUUACCCAAGCGAAUUUCGCUUUGGCAAAAGUCUGAAAUGCGUCUAGCGCUAUCUCUACUAGUUGUCUUUGCGGCCUGUGCAGCCACAGCACAGCAGGCAGAAGACAACUACUAUGCGCCGCACUAUGGGCCUAAUGUGGUAGCUCCCAGGUUUUUGGUAACAACAACCACGACAACUACAACUGUAUCGACGUCUACUUCCGUGGUACCAUGUACCUCUGGUGCAUUCGGGGGACUUAUCGACGCUCCCGCCCUGGCUGCUCUACCGCUUUGUUCUGGUCGCCGACGACGUGGUAUCCUGGAAGUGUCGGAAGAAGCCGACAACGAGCAAUUUUCCAUUCUUCCAUCUGCUGUCCAAGGAGUUGAGGCUACACCGGUACCUAACAGGGAGGCGCGCAAUGCUGAUCCACAGUACGUGAUGAUGUCUCCAUUCGGCUACUCGUUUUAUCCACAAGAAAUCCAACCCGGUUUCUAUGGUGGCCCAUACGGUCCUUUUUUUCUACCUUUUCCUGGCUCAAAUGCACAGCCUGUUGCCGGAAAUCGCAUUUUCUUCAACCCCAUCUUGAACGCCGUUCUCCCGCCAUUUUUAAAGCAGACGUCGACGUCGACAGUUACGUUAACCGCAUUUGCCAUCAGCACCUCCACCUCGGUUGCAGCCUGCAGACCACCACCAGCAGUUGCUCGAUGUGCCGGCACAUAAUUUGCCACGAACGACAAGAAAGAAUAUGCAUUAAAUUAUUUAAUACCUGUAAGUGAAGCGACAUUGUAUCGUUGCCUAAUUUAAUACACUUUUGCAGCAUCA